Messenger RNA from Ichthyophthirius multifiliis, 1509 nucleotides. RefSeq lists its product as hypothetical. The transcript is spliced from 2 exons. Gene Ontology annotation, biological process: CENP-A containing chromatin assembly; DNA replication-dependent chromatin assembly. Gene Ontology annotation, cellular component: nucleoplasm. Gene Ontology annotation, molecular function: histone binding. The record is from RefSeq and is a predicted model, not a curated record. NCBI's taxonomy places the organism in Eukaryota, Ciliophora, Oligohymenophorea, Hymenostomatida.
AUGGAAAAAACAGAAAAAUCCAAAUCUUAAACAGUCGAUGAACAUGAUAAUUAAUCUCCUAAAAAUAUUAAUGUAUAAAAUUCUACAAACAAUGACUGUAUAUAAACUGAUUCUUAGAAAAAUGAAAAUAAAGAGAAUAAGCCAGAAAUAACCGAAGAAUAUUUAGAAUAAUAAAUCGAAAAGGUAAAAGAACAUAUUAGAAAAAACGAAUUCGAAUCUGCUGAGGAAAUAUUUUCUGAUUUAAUGAUUGACGCUGUAAAAUAUUACAAAAACGAAUAACAUUAUAAAAUGUCGAAAUAUUAUUAUUAUUAUGGAGAUAUGUUAUUAACAAAAUAAGACUAAGAAGAAGAUGAAAAUUAAAAUGAAAAUAAAAAUGAAAAUGAAAAUUAAAAUGAAAAUGAAAAUUAAAUAAAUUAAGAUGAGAAAAUAAUAUAAAUAGACACUAUUUUAUAUAAAGAUAACGGAGUGUAAAUUUAGGAAGAAAAAAUCAAUGGAAAUUAAGAAGAAUAAAAAGAGCAAAACCUAGUUUAAUAAAAAAUAGAUGAUUUAUAAUUAGCCUGGGAAAAUCUUGAGUUAUGUAAGAAAAUUAUUUAUAAAAAUUUAGAAGAAGUUAAAUAAAGCAGUAACUUAGAUAAAAAGGAAAAAUAAAAAGAAUUAUUAAGAUAAAUAGUUUAAGUUACAUUAAGACUAGGAGAUUUGGAAGCUUGGAGGGAUUCAUUAAAAGACUCUGUGGAAUAAUACACUGAAGCAUUAAAUAUUGCAUUUUAAAUAGAAGAUAAGGAAUAUAGUAGGUAUUUAAGUAGUAUUUAUUUUUAAUUAGGGAAUAGUUUAUUGUAUGAAAAUAAGGAGUUUUGUGAGGAAAAUUCAUUGAAAAAUUUCAUAUAGAGUGCAUAAAUAUUGGAAAAUAUAUUAAGUUCUAAAAUUGGGAUACCGCGUGUAUAGAUUAAAUGCUAUAAAGAAAUAAAAAAUGAAGAUAUUAAAAUUGAUCAUUUAAAAGUAUCUUUUUUAGACGAUGAAAUUUCGAAGGACUUAAAAGAAAGUUUGAAAAAUCUUUAUGAAAAAAUAUAGGAUACAAUUAAUUAGAAAGAAGAUAGAGUUAAAUUUUAAAAAGCUUAGGAAGAAAUGAAGGCUUAGAGUUUGAAUUAAAAUUAGUUCAAAACUACUAUUGAUCCGUAAAAUGUUUAAAUUAAAAAAUUAGGAACUUUUGGAAAUGUUAAAAAGAAUAAUGAUGACUAUAAUUAAAUAUAAUAAUAAUUAGAUAAAAAUUAAUAAUAAUUAAAUAUUAAACAAUAGUAAUUAAAUGAAACUUAAUAAUAAUUAAAUGAUAAUUAAGAAUAUUUAAAUAAUAACUAAAUUUAAGGGUAUAAAUAGAAUAUUGAAGAUUUGGAUAAUGUUGUAAAGAAAAUUAAAAAUGAUUGAUUAAUAUUUUUUAUUUUAUUAGUUUUGUUUUUUUUUUUUUUCUUUUUUUUUUAAAAAAAAAGUGCUCUAAAUAAUUUCGUAUUUUUAAGU